CGCACAGUGAUCAUGGGGCUGUGGGCACUUAUCGGCUGGGCAGCCCUCCUGCUGCUGGCACUGAUACUGAUCUGCUUCCUCCUGUUCAGUGGAUACAUCCACUAUAUUCAUAUGAAGUAUGACCACAUCCCAGGGCCGCCCAGAGACAGCUUUUUCUUGGGACAUUCACCGACAAUGCUCCGCUUAAUGAAAAACAAUUUGCUCAUGUAUGAUCAUUUUCUGGGAUGGGUUCAGAAGUAUGGCCCAGUUGUUCGCAUUAAUGGAUUACAUAGGGUCAUUAUACUUGUUGUUAGCCCUGAAGCAGUAAAGGAACUUCUCAUGUCACCAAAAUACUCCAAGGACAAGUUCUAUGAUGUUAUUGCAAACAUGUUUGGAGUGAGGUUCAUGGGAAAGGGUUUAGUGACUGAUCGAGAUUAUGAUCAUUGGCAUAAACAGAGGAGAAUUAUGGAUCCUGCUUUCAGCAGAACCUACCUAAUGGGUUUAAUGGGGCCCUUUAAUGAAAAAGCAGAGGAGCUGAUGGAGAAACUAAUGGAGAAAGCAGAUGGAAAGUGCGAGAUUAAAAUGCAUGACAUGCUCAGUAGACUGACAUUGGAUGUAAUUGGCAAGGUUGCUUUUGGAAUGGAAUUGAAUUCCCUCAAUGAUGAUCUAACACCGUUCCCAAAAGCUAUUUCACUGGUUAUGAAAGGUAUAGUGGAAAUGAGGAAUCCAAUGGUAAGGUAUUCUCUGGCAAAGAGAGGGUUCAUCAGGAAAGUGCAGGAGAGCAUCAGGCUGCUUCGCCAGACAGGGAAGGAAUGCAUUGAAAGGAGACAGAAGCAGAUACAGGAUGGAGAGGACAUUCCAGUGGAUAUACUGACACAGAUACUCAAGGGGGCAGCUAUGGAAGAGGAAUGUGAUCCUGAGAUUCUCUUGGACAAUUUUGUCACUUUCUUUAUUGCAGGCCAAGAAACCACUGCCAACCAGUUGUCAUUUGUAGUGAUGGAAUUGGGGCGAAAUCCAGAGAUUCUAGAAAAAGCCCAGGCGGAAAUUGAUGAAGUCAUAGGAUCUAAGAGAGACAUUGAGUAUGAAGACCUUGGCAAACUGCAGUACUUGUCCCAGGUCCUAAAGGAAACCCUUCGCUUAUACCCUACAGCACCAGGCACUUCACGGGGGCUUACGGAGGACAUGGUAAUAGAUGGAGUUAAGGUCCCAGAAAAUGUAACUAUUAUGUUAAACUCUUAUAUUAUGGGAAGGAUGGAGCAGUAUUAUUCAGAUCCACUUACCUUCAACCCAGACAGAUUCAGCCCUGAUGCGCCAAAACCUUAUUACUCAUAUUUCCCAUUUUCUCUGGGACCACGCUCCUGUAUAGGACAGGUUUUUUCACAGAUGGAGGCCAAGGUAGUAAUGGCAAAACUCCUGCAAAGAUAUGAGUUUGAGCUGGCUGAAGGACAAAGUUUUAAGAUUUUAGAUACAGGGACUCUCCGGCCCCUGGAUGGGGUGAUUUGCAGGCUGAGACCUCGGACAAGCAAGAAAGCAGCCACACUCCAAUAGCUACUUGCAAUGCUAUGAUAUAAUACAUAUGUUUUCCUUCAUACAUAAGGCAGACAUGUUUUCUUUGACUUGGAGAAAGCUCAUUUUUGUGUUGUGUUGUAUGUGUCAUCUGAAAAGUGACAUGAAACCUAAAACUAAAGUUACUCUAAAUGUUUUUUGUACAAUUCGUGAUACAUAUUUUUAGAUUCAGAGGCAAGCAAGUCUCCUUGCCAUUUGCACAGUGGGAAAGAUUUUUAUGACCUCAGUAUUGCAAAUGGAUCAUUUCUGGGAUCAAUUAUAAAUAUUCUCAAAUCUACAUAGUAUUUAACAUCUGAUGAACAUUCUGUUUAUUAGGUUAAGGAAUUUGGGAUGUGUGUAAUUGUAACUAAAUACUGAUAGCUUUUUAUAGCUGCAGAAAAAGAUUUUUGGCAAGGAAUGGGGUCGCGGGUAAGUUUCAUUGCUGUGCAAAACUUUUACUCCAUCACUGGCUCCCUGCCAGGUCACACAAGCUGACUCCAGAAGCUGGGAUAGAAAUUCUGGUCCUCUCAGUUCUGACGUGCAGAACAGACGGGGGGAAAAUAUCUGUAAAUCACAUUUUUGUGUAAAACAUUUUUUUACAGUUUUAUAAAUAGGACCCUUGAAUUUUGGCUCUGCUAAAACUUUUGUAGAGUGUGCUGGUGUUCCUACUGACCAUGUGUAUGAUGUCCCGGGGGUUGUGCAUGGAACGCAUCUAGCAUGUAAGUUCAAGGGGAAAGAGUGAGACAAUAAGCUAGCCAUAGGGGUGCUGUUUAGAAAAGUGGUACAGCAGCGCUGUGCACUUGAAUAAAAAUAAUAAGUGGAUUUUGUUGGUUUUAAGUUUCUCUUUGUUAAAAACACAUAGCUCUGAACAGGUGCUAAAACUUACACAUAUUUCUGUGAAUGUUUUUCUGGCUGUUAAAUAUACAGUGGCAUGGGCAACAAUGUCUUGCGGGUAUGUACUGGGUUCCCGGAAUCUGAGAUGUUAUUUAUAUUUCCUACCUGAAGAAUGUUUAGAUAUACCAAAUGAACAUAUGAGUUUUAUCUUUUCUAUUUGUCUUUUUAUUGAUUUGUUAUACUAGAUAAUUAACAUUAAUACAAUCCAUUAAAAAUUUUAAAUCAAA
Xenopus tropicalis (tropical clawed frog) is the source of this 2645-nucleotide messenger RNA. RefSeq names its product cytochrome P450 family 46 subfamily A member 1, gene 3 (gene cyp46a1.3). Gene Ontology annotation, molecular function: heme binding; oxidoreductase activity, acting on paired donors, with incorporation or reduction of molecular oxygen; cholesterol 24-hydroxylase activity. Gene Ontology annotation, biological process: cholesterol catabolic process. The record is from RefSeq and is marked predicted. NCBI's taxonomy places the organism in Eukaryota, Metazoa, Chordata, Amphibia, Anura, Pipidae. Gene Ontology annotation, cellular component: dendrite; endoplasmic reticulum; endoplasmic reticulum membrane.